AUGGAUUUUGACAAUUUCAGUCUCGAUUAUCGCAGUUAAUUAACAAUUUGCAUGUUUAAAACAAUCAGAGUACGUGCAAAUAUGUCACGCCGCGUGACUUAUCGCGUUCUAGACAAGCAGUUGUCACUAAUGACGCUUUCGAUUAACGCUCAAUAACACGUCAUUCGCGUUAUACGCGACGAGUCGAGUGUUCCGUUCAUUUAGUUCCAUUCAAAUUUCGCGCCUCGCCCAUGUUUGGCGCAUGUGCACUCGGUCGUCGUUGGCCUGCCGACAGAGGGCACCACGCCGGAAUUCUUGUGGGCGGUUUUUCGAUGACGACGGCGGCGGCGGUGCGGUCAGUCAGUCCCGGCGGCGACGGUAGCGACGGAGGUAGGCAGGCAGGAAGGUGUCGGCAGGCGGUGGCGGGUAGUCGGUGGUUACGAGGGCGACAUGUUGGACAUGGCUGUGUGAUCGUGUGUGCGCGCGUGGUGUGCAGUGGCGAAUCUUUGAAGAACGCGCGCGCGUGAUCCCCGUGUGUGUUUCUCCUUCGUUCUUCUCUCUUCUUCCGCCCCUCGUCGUCGUCCGUCGUCGACGACGAUCGUGGUGUACGCACGGGUGGCCGCGAAGUAGUGUGCACGAAGUGAGACGAGUCGCGCGACACACACCACCAGGCGAGUCGCCGCUACAUGUGAAGUGCCGCGAGGAUAAUUAUUCGCCGUCGCGCCCGCUGGUUUAUCCGGCCCAGCAAACAUGAGCUGGGGCACGGAGCUCUGGGACCAGUUCGAGAAUCUGUCCCUGCACACACAGAAAGGGAUAGAAUUUCUCGAGAGGUAUGGCCACUUCAUACGUGAUCGUUGUGCGAUCGAAUUCGAAUACGCAGCAAAACUCAGGCGUCUCGUGAAAAGUUAUCAACCGAAGAAGAAGGAGGAGGAGGAUUAUCAAUAUAGUCCCUGUCGGGCGUUCAAAAUGGAGUUGAACGAAGUGAACGACCAGGCCGGUCAGCGAGAAGUGAUCGCGGAGAACCUCCAGGCCAACGUCCUGCGGGAACUCAACAUCCUGGUUAAGGACUUCAAGGAGGAUCGCAAGAAGCAUCUGCAAGAGGGAGCGCGAUUGAUGGCCACUCUGGCUGGUCAAAUCGGCAACCUGGAGCGUGCCAGGAAGGCCUACGAGAAGGCCUUUCGCGAAGCGGAGCGCGCCGUGGAGAACUAUCAGCGAGCAGACGCGGAUCUCAAUCUCUCGAGAGCAGAGGUCGAGAAGCAGAGGAUGAAUAUGACCAUGAAGACCCAGCAGAGCGAGGAAGCCAAAACGGAGUACGCGAAUCAGCUGCAAAAAACGAAUGACAUGCAGACGUUACACUACCACACAGCGAUGCCGGAAGUGUUUCAACAUCUCCAGGAAUUGGAUGAGAAAAGGAUAAAGAACAUGCGGAAUUACAUGAUGAAAUCGGUAGAGAUCGAACGAGCGGUGGCGCCGAUAAUUGCCCAGUGCCUAGAUGGCAUUGAGAAGGCGGCUAACGAGAUCAACGAGAAAGAGGACACAAUGUUGGUAAUUGAACGUUACAAGAGCGGUUUCCAGCCACCCGGAGACUUUCCCUUUGAAGACCUAUCGGUCGCCAAGAGCUACGACAGCAAUAGUCAAUUAGCACAGCCGGUUAUGCAGCCCAUCCAUAAUCACCUCACGGUCAAGGGCACUGUCUCUGGUGGCAAGAUCAAGAAGAGGGUCGGCCUCUUCGGAAUCUUCGGCAGUAAUAAGAAGUUGAUCGAGGUGUGCAUAGCUUUAAAGAAUAAUGUGCCUGGCUACGGUGACGGUGCCAAGGAGGACUGCAGCGAUCUGCCACCGAAUCAGCGGAAGAAGCGAUUACAGCAACGACUGGACGAGAUCCAGGCGAAAAUCCAACAGGAGACAGCGGCAAGAGACGGUCUGAUGAAGAUGAAAGGCGUGUACGAGCAGAAUCCCGCCCUCGGAGAUCCAAUGAGUAUAGAGGGACAAUUGAACCAGUCCAGUAACAAACUGGACAAGCUUGGAGUUGAAUUGGCAAAGUUUCAAGGCUACCUCGAAGAAGCAACGCGUGCUGGUGCCAAUUUAUCUAGCCCAAGUCAAGCACAACGAAAACCUACUACUAACGGGUCGGCAACUAGGCCAUUGAGUUCACGAAGAGGUAGUCAUUCGGGAGGCGAGGAGAGCCUUUCGAGAUCCGCUUCGGAUUCUAGCGUCUGUAACGCGAAUGCGAAUCAACCAGCUCACAAGAAGAGCGCGCCGAGCACACCGCAGCCGACUCAUGGUUCCACGAACAGCCCGGAAUCUGGCCUCGGCGAAUCGAGAACGUCGCUACCUGGCAGCGGCUGCGAGGAGUAUUAUCAUGACGAGGUGGACGCUCAACCACCACUGGGAACAUGUCGGGCGCUUUAUCCUUUUGAUGCGACUAGCGAGGGUUCCAUACCGAUGUACGAUGGCGAAGAGCUGUACAUGAUCGAGCUGGAUCAGGGAGACGGUUGGACUAGAGUACGACGUAUCUCACAACCAAUCGAAGGCUUUGUGCCGACUUCGUACAUAGAGUGUCAUCUAUACAACACUUAGCCGCUUCUUCUAGGUUGUUAAAGGGAAUUGUGCGACACGGAACCGCUCAAAGGAGAUUAUGAAUGAGGAUGCGUAAUGCAUUUGGCGCUGUCAAUGACUCGAGGGUUGUGUGUUGGACAGAAAUUAGUAUAGGAUACCGGGACGACAACAACGGAUCACAGGCCUAAUCAAUACUUGCGCAAUUUGGACGAUGAACAGUUGGAAGAUUUCUAAAUUUGAAGAUGCAAUCAAGAACUUAUGGACAGGAUCGUGAAUCUUCACAAACGAAAUAGAUUAUGAUAUUUAUUUUAAUGAUGAAAACAGAAUUUCUUAUUCGCGAUUUGAAACAAUUUAAGAAAUUGUUCAUCAAUCUAAAGAUUACGAUCUAUAAAAGAAAUAUUUGCAGAACCGAAUUAUCGCGUACUGAUAUUUUCACGCUCGACAAAAUUGCGAUUACUGUCGAUUGUGACACAUAUCUCCAACACAUCUCCUUGACAAGAAUUUCUGUUCGAUUGGCCGAUCGAUCAGGAAGAAAUAGAGUAACGAUAGGAUACGAACAAAUGUCCCGGCUUUGUGAUCAAUCAAUAUAAGCGUAAUAGGGGUAGAUUCGAACUCAUUUUUGGGCUUAUUAUAGAUUCCUAAGAGACAUUUCACCCUUAUCCGGAUUUAUUUAAUGUAAUACUUUGUUAUAUAAUAAUUAGCAAUUAUCUGUUAGAUAGGUAUUUAACAGAUUUUAAUGGCGUAUUAUUAAUAGCGAUUGUAUUAUUUAAAUUUACAUUUAAACCGCUAUUUUUGUGUCCUAAUAAUACGCGAUUUUUUUUUUUUUUUAUAAAAGUUCGCGGCAGCCUUACAGCCUUAUCUACGUUAUUUUAAAAUUUAAAAGUUGAUAUUAAUGGCUGUUAAUUAUUAAUUAUAAAAUUUUUAAUUGCGGAAAAAUGGCUGUAUUAUUAUUUCUCGCGAGAGGAAAUUUUGUUAUGCAUGGAGAACCAUGUCGGGAUUUGCAUCUUUGCGUUUGGUUCUCGUUGAAAUUAUUACUGAUGAUAAUAACAGUUGCUAUUUUAAUAAUCUUAAAAGUUUUUAUUUAGAAAACUACUGUAUUAUUUUGCAGACUGUACUAUGUUUUAUUAUGUAAAUAAAUUUUUUUUAUUACUAUUUUAAAUAGUCUUAUACGAAGGGCCACGGUGGUCUCAAAGUCUAUCUACGGCAGGAAGCUCGUGAAUCCAGAGGUAAGGGUUGAAUUUAGGAAACUGUAUAAUAGCGUUAUGUCCAUAUCAUAUACAUACUCAGUUGUAUACAUUUCUCACUUUUAAUCCUUAAGCUGGAGCAAAAGUUGAAACAAGAAUUGCGUUAUUAAAUAAUUUUUUUUUAAAAUAAUUACUUAAGAUCGCAAUUAUAGAAAAUGUCAGAUUUUAUCAAAAUGAUGGCUGACGAAAAUAGUGCAAUAUUCUGAUUAAGGAUCUUGACACAAGUUAUUUUCUGUGUAAAAGCUUGUGAGUUUUCGAGAUUGCUUCAGAAUUACGCGGCUGCUUAAGGAUUAAAGCGCGAUGUCUUUUCAUGAAAAGUCAAUGGUGAAAUGGGUUCUUAAUGCAUUCAUGCGAUUUCUCGAGACGUAUCCUUUUUCCGUGUAGCUGUACGAGAGACGAACGAGAGACAUUUAACGACCCCAUUAAGCAAAAAAAGUAACUGUCUUAAUAGUAAUAAUCGCGCCCCGCCUACUCAUUAUUCAUAAAUUAAUCACGACUGUUGUAAUCGUUGCCGCACCGAAGUUUUAUCGUUCUUUUGUAUACUCGACUCGAGGCGUCGUAAAAGGCGGCCGACUGUUUCACGGACACGGCUCACUACCACGUUAAGAAAACAUGAAACUGAUUGCCACUAGAUUUGUACGAGUCGAAUAGAAUCUUAAAGUUAACUCGUAAUUAAGUAUUCGAAUAUUCGAUUUUAUGAAAUCGAGGCUUUCUAAAGUUAUGGCUCUUUUUGUUUCAAGAAGUCGUAAAUUUAUAGCACGUGGUUUUCAUGUCGAGCCUAACUUCUAGAACAAAGAUUUUAUAAAAUUAGACACAUAUAAUGAGAUGUGCCAAAAUUGACAAAUUUGAAAAUUUUUGAAAUAGAAUUUUUGAAUCUUAAUAAAACUCUUGAUUAUAAAACUACUUCAACAAUUUAUAGAUUUAAGAUUGACUUAUUUAAAAGCGCGUGUUACAUCGAUGAUUGGCGAAAAAAAAAUAUCUGUAGAAACAGGGUCUUAAAAUGCAGGACUCUAUUACACGCAACUUUGUGACGAAAAAUGGGUCGUUCCGAUGGACCGGUCGGCGUACCGCGUUUAAGGAGUUGCCUGAAUGUGACUAGUUAGUGAUAGAUUUAUGUAAAUAUUGCCAGGAUGUGGAAGCGAGAGCGAGGCUACCCAGCUUGCGAGUGCCAGAAUCGAUAUACAAGCCGGGUAGGAAUCGUUUCUGUAUCGCGGACAAGAGUUUAGUCCUCGAGUAGGCCUGGUGUCCUACGGCAAUACUCUGUGCUGCGUUGGUGCUACACAUUGGUGUAUUAUAUGUAAUGGUUAAAAAAUAGCGUUCGCGAUAAUCGUAGCGGCAAGCUGUAAUUGUAGAAGAUAUAGCUUCGUCGGCUCGUAUCACUAUUGUUAUUUCGAGCGAUAUUACGCAGCGAGAACCAUAACGAGUAUCUCUAAAGCAGUACAGAGAGAAGCCGUGCAUUUGAAAAAACCGAUGCUCGAUCCCCAUCUGUCCCGGAAGGAAGUUCGCGCGAGUCGCGAAGAGCCUAGUGCGUUCAUCGUAAUUGUUCGCAGAAUCCGGGGAAUCUUGUAACUUUCUCGCGCAUUGAAUGUAUAUGUAUAUAUUAUACAUAGAGAUAUAUAUAUAUAUAUAUAUAUAUAUAUAUAGAUAUGAUUAUUCGAUCGUCGGGAAGAAAAGGCGUAGCUUCACUAUAGUCGUACGCAAGUACACGAAUAAGUAUGGUCAAUAGUCAGACACUCGAACAUAAUAUACACAUAUACACACAACAUACACACGCACACACGCAUCCUGCGCUCUUGAUCGCUUCCGGUUCGUUAACAGCGAAAACAAGGGAACUGUUCGGUAAUUAUGUCAAAAUGGGGCUGUCUUUGCAUCCCAAUGUUUUAUUGUGUCUGUUCUAUGUAUAUUUUGUGAUUCUUUGUACGCGCGAACAAGUAUUGUAGAUAAUUAAUUGUGCGUUUUAUUAUACUUUAUUAUUAUUAUUAUUAUUUUUAUUAUUAUUAAUAUUGAAAAAAUACAGGUACUAAACCAAUAUAACUGUUUCGGAUACGUUAACGUGGCUGAUAUAUUUGCGCCUUUAUAUCCAGAGUUCUUCCUUAUGCGUUUCACACGUUUAAUAUUUAAUUUUUAUCGUUUAUAGAAAAUGUAUAUUUGUAAAGUUUACGUUUAACUAGUUUUCGAUUCAAAAGGUUGCACUUUAUAUUUCUUUCUUUUAUAACGAUUUUUUUAAUGUCACGCAAUUAUGUCAUUUUUUACAAUUUUAUUAAUAUAUAAAAAUCAAAUGUAUGUAUAAAUGUGAUAAUAAUAGUUAUUAAAUCGUGAACAUGAUAUUCCUGUUUAUGCGCGUUGAGAAGUAUUUUUCAUAACAAUCGUAAUAUUAUUAAAGCACGAUGUAAUAUAUUUUUGUUCGGCGAGGAUAAUUUAUUUUAUACAUUUAACGUUUUAGUAACUAUUAUUGUACGAGAUAAAUGUAUUUUGACACUGAUUAUACAGACUUAUAUUUUGUUUCAAAAAAUUUUAUUUAAAGAAACUGCAGAAGUAUAAAAAGUGCAAUUAAAACUAGCGGACUCAUGCGUGCGCCGUUAAUAUUUUCGUUUUGCGCUAUGUCCGUUUUUCUGAACGAAGUUAUGCUGUUUUGUUUCUUAAUGAUUGAAGCAAAUUGCAAAUACGAAUAAACGUCGCUAGUAUUGACCAAAGUGUUAAAUGAUCAUUGUACCAUCAUAAUCAGCUGUGUUUUAUCACGCGAGUGAAUAUUUGCGACGAAGUCGAGAUCGCGUGUAGUUUCAACCGAAAUCAAAGAAAGGCACCAGCAGUUUGGUGAGUAAACUAAUUUCUACCUGUAUGCAUUAUGAAAAAUGAAUUUCUAUAAAAUUACAAAAGAGAAAUCAUUUGAGAAUGUUAGAUACAUUAAUAUUAAUUAGAUUAAUGCUGCAAAGAUAAAGCGUUUUGUUCAGAUUAUAAAAUCGGAGAUAGCUAAAAACACAACAUUCUGAAAUUUCUUUUAUUUUAUUUUUUAAUUGGCGAAAGUUUUCUCUUUAAAUUGUAGACAUGUUUUUCGACACAUCUUGUACAUAUGUUCGUACAUGAUUUGUUUUAAUUGAAUCAAGGUAGAGCGUUGAUCUUUCAUCCAUCGUCGUAACUAAUACAUACGUUCUAUUAGUGCGCUAUUUACGUUCUCUCUAUUAAUAAACAACCGUGAUGCAUUAUAUCAAAAAUUGGCUCGACAACUCUUGGACAACUUAGGUUUAUUUUACGUAAUAUAUAAUAUAGAUUUAUAAAAGCGAGAGUAAAAUUGUCUGUUUUGAAAGUAUUGCGCAGUUUUUGUUUUUCUGUUGAGAUAUAUUAAUAUGUACAAUUGCGACAAAUAUCUUACAAAAUUUUGACAACCAACACGUCGAGCAACCGGCGAAUAAAUAUAAAACACAGACAAA
Monomorium pharaonis (pharaoh ant) is the source of this 7207-nucleotide messenger RNA. RefSeq names its product formin-binding protein 1-like (gene Cip4). The record is from RefSeq and is a predicted model, not a curated record. Gene Ontology annotation, molecular function: protein binding. The coding region runs from base 730 to 2556 and encodes 608 amino acids. Lineage: Eukaryota; Metazoa; Arthropoda; Insecta; Hymenoptera; Formicidae. The transcript is spliced from 11 exons. Gene Ontology annotation, biological process: signal transduction.